AUGGAUAGUUGCAGAGCCUUCAGGCCUCGGGGUCUGGUUUCGGUGUUGGGUUGGAUACAGCAGCACGACCCGUGCAUGCCAUCGGAAUCCAGCAGCCACCUAGCCUUGCAGGUGCUGCAUGAGAACGGCAGCAGAGGCCGUGUUGAGGUCGGCUUUGAUGCUGUUGAGCGAGAUCUCCAAAGCAUCCAGGACCUGGCGCCCGUCGCCGCCAGCAGCAUCCGCACCGCUUUGGCCAGCCAAUCGAAGAUAACGGAAUGCUGCCGAGCCGCCAAUCUCCGAAGGCCGGAGCCCUGGGUGCCAUUGGUCAUGAUCGGUGCCAGUGCUCCUUGCUGGCAAAGCUGCACUGCCAGCUUGCUGGGCAAACUGAAGCUUCAGUGCUGCUUUCUCUUUCUGAAACUGGGCCAGGACAUCCUCCAGGGCUUGGCCCUGUUCCUCCGGGAUUUGGGGCUCCUGCAGGGCUUCAUCCUGUGGCUUUACCGGGUCUUGCUGGGUUUGCGGCGCCUUCUUGCCACCACGGCCCCUGCCACCCUUGCCACGUCCUCCACCGUUUGUGGGCUGAACAGCAGGUUCUACCACCUCCGAAACAGCCUGGCUUGCACCUUCUGGGUGUACCGGCUCGUCCUCGACCUGCUGGACCUUCUUGCCACGACCCCUGCCACCCUUGCCACGUCCACGACCCUUUGUGGGCUGAACAGGUUCUGCCACCUCCGGACAAACCUUGCUUGGAUCCGCUGA
This is a messenger RNA of Symbiodinium sp. CCMP2592, 735 nucleotides long. Lineage: Eukaryota; Dinophyceae; Suessiales; Symbiodiniaceae. The record is from the annotation of a GenBank genome assembly.